GAAAAAGACACGACAUCUCCCGUAUAGUAAUUGUCCUUUGAUAUUGCCGACGAAACACGUUGCUUGGCAAACGGAUUUUGUAGUUCUGGUAUCCCUGUAUUGUGCAGAACCGCUCAGCAAUCUAAACCUUAAUCACAAUUUUUAAGUUUUCUUAGGACAAACUGUUCUUAUAUUAGAGGAAAGUACCUGAAACUAUAGACUACACUAACCUACUGCACGUGUCUUAGAUAAUCCCAUUGAAGUGAUGUCUAAUCAGCCGCGUUACUUUCCUUCAAUCGUGAAACUCAAUGUCGGUGGCCAACACUUUACAACAAGCCUGCAAACGCUAACAAGAGAUCCCAACUCAAUGUUAGCAGCCAUGUUUUCAGGAAGGCAUGGAGUACAGACCACUGAAGACGGUUCCUUCUUUAUCGACCGAGAUGGAACUUACUUCCGCUUUAUACUAAAUUAUCUUCGUAACGGAGAACUUAUCUUGCCAGAUGGUACUACAUUCCUCGAGGAACUCGAAGCAGAAGCUAAGUUUUAUCAACUGCAAGGGAUAUUGGAUGAACUGCAUCGUACAGCACCGAAAGAGUUUGAGGAGUCGGUGAUACUGACGAACGAAGAGCAUCGAAGAGUCUUGAAAACUUGGUUGCCUAUAAAAAGCGAAUGGCGUUUGCUAUUCCGAGCUUCACGAGAUGGAUUUGCUGCUUCAGCGUUUCAUUUCAAAUGCGACAACAAAGUACCUACAGUCACUGUUGUAAAAAGUGGUGGAAACAUUUUUGGAGGCUUCACUGGGAACGCUUGGACAAGUAAGAUAAAUUGAUAUGAUUCUAAAAUACAAAUUAGCUUUAUCGAGUAACUCACCGCCUGACGAAUGGCCUUGAAUUCGUAUAGCCUUUGUCACAGGCAUUUGUUCAUUCACCCUUGUUAAUUUCCUUCCUAAUUUUUAAAUUAUUAUUUCCUCUUUAUUCUGAUGGCUUGCACACUGCUCAUACUUGGGUACCUAGUUAAGCCACACUAACUGAUAAACUGAUAAACGCCAGUGUAAAGGAUUACGUAGAUCAUACUCAUUGAACUAGCUGGAUAAGUUGAUAAGUCCAUGAGCAGGAUAUUGGUAACGUCUUUGUAGGUGGCUUUAACUUAUUUGCUCGUUUCCUAGGGGAAAAUAUUUCGGUAGAAAUGAAAAAAAUUAUUGUAGAUGGCCUCAGGCUGAAAUUUCGUAUUCUUUGCAAAGGAGCAGGACUGGUAUCAGAUCAUAUUAGUUGUCUUCGUGGUUUUAAUUCGAGUUCAGUAUUGGUUCAGGAUUAAACAAGAGGAGUGGAGCAGAAAAUGUUUGAAAGGUUUAGACUUAAAGAACUUUGAAAUUGAAAUGUGAAAAUGACCGUUUAACACAUAAUGCCUGAAUAAACAGUAUAUGUCAGGCGUAAUCACUGUUAUUCGCAGGUCCUACUGAUAGUGAAUGGGUGCACAUGCCUUGUUGCAAUGCCUUCCUGUUCAGCUUUGUAAACCCAAGUGGCCUGGAGCCGACCAAACUGCCGCAGUUCCCACAGCAUAAGCCAUCUCCGGGCAUCUUUUGUGAUAGCACCCGUGGACCGGCAUUUGGCAGUGAGUUCAGUGAGCUAUUAAUAUCAGAUAAUGCAAACACAAGAUCUAGUCGAGGCCGUCCCGGAAACGCCUAUCAGUCUCCUUCGGGCACGUUCUUCACUGGUGCCGAGUAUNUUAAUUUCCUUCCUAAUUUUUAAAUUAUUAUUUCCUCUUUAUUCUGAUGGCUUGCACACUGCUCAUACUUGGGUACCUAGUUAAGCCACACUAACUGAUAAACUGAUAAACGCCAGUGUAAAGGAUUACGUAGAUCAUACUCAUUGAACUAGCUGGAUAAGUUGAUAAGUCCAUGAGCAGGAUAUUGGUAACGUCUUUGUAGGUGGCUUUAACUUAUUUGCUCGUUUCCUAGGGGAAAAUAUUUCGGUAGAAAUGAAAAAAAUUAUUGUAGAUGGCCUCAGGCUGAAAUUUCGUAUUCUUUGCAAAGGAGCAGGACUGGUAUCAGAUCAUAUUAGUUGUCUUCGUGGUUUUAAUUCGAGUUCAGUAUUGGUUCAGGAUUAAACAAGAGGAGUGGAGCAGAAAAUGUUUGAAAGGUUUAGACUUAAAGAACUUUGAAAUUGAAAUGUGAAAAUGACCGUUUAACACAUAAUGCCUGAAUAAACAGUAUAUGUCAGGCGUAAUCACUGUUAUUCGCAGGUCCUACUGAUAGUGAAUGGGUGCACAUGCCUUGUUGCAAUGCCUUCCUGUUCAGCUUUGUAAACCCAAGUGGCCUGGAGCCGACCAAACUGCCGCAGUUCCCACAGCAUAAGCCAUCUCCGGGCAUCUUUUGUGAUAGCACCCGUGGACCGGCAUUUGGCAGUGAGUUCAGUGAGCUAUUAAUAUCAGAUAAUGCAAACACAAGAUCUAGUCGAGGCCGUCCCGGAAACGCCUAUCAGUCUCCUUCGGGCACGUUCUUCACUGGUGCCGAGUAUUUCACUGUUACAGAUUACGAGGUGUUCGGACUCCGCCAGUGA
Molecule: messenger RNA, 2534 nt
Organism: Porites evermanni
Lineage: Eukaryota; Metazoa; Cnidaria; Anthozoa; Scleractinia; Poritidae
Source: the annotation of a GenBank genome assembly